AUGGAUGCUUUGGACGCGUCGCAUAAAAAGGAGACGCUCACUAGCAACGAGUACUCUUCUCAUUCCGAUGUCGAAAAAUCCUCGCCGUAUCUCCCCACAACACCCGACCUAGCACCUCUCAAAAUCGAGGUCACUUACCCCGAGGGUGGCCGCGAUGCCUGGAUGGUGGUAUUGGGAGCGUGGUGCGGCCUAACCUCAUCGCUGGGUAUCUACAACACAUCCGGUGUGUUCGAAGUCGUGAUAUCCAAAGUGAUAUUACCGGAAGCUUCAUCAUCUACCCUUGGUUGGAUAUUCUCAGUCUACGCCUUCGUAAACUGGGUCUGUGGAGUACAAAUUGGACCGACCUUUGAUGCAAUGGGCCCGCGUGCGCUGAUGAUUGCGGGGACUAUUUGCACGCUGAUUGGCAUUUUCACCCUCAGUGUCUCUACAGAAUACUACCAGAUCUUCUUGUCAUUCUCCAUCAUGACCGGUAUCGGCUCAUCCCUCCUCCUGACCCCAUCUAUGGGUUGUGUCGCUCAUUGGUUCAUGGAGCGUCGCGGCCUUGCUAGUGGUAUAGCAUUCAUAGGAGGUGGCUUUGGUGGGGUUCUUUUCCCCCUGAUGAUACAAUCACUCCUCCCUCAAGUUGGCUGGGGAUGGUCAAUCCGGAUCCUCGGAUUUGUGCUGCUUGUACUUUGCGCUAUCAGCGUGGCAUUUUGUCGAAGCAGAAUCCCUCCCCGCAAAGGAGCGGAAACAACUUGGCGAGAUACAUUGCCGGAUUAUAAUAUCUUCUUGGAUGGAACAGGAGCCAUGGCACUCACAACCGCUGGAGUCCUUUUGACAGAUUUGGCGUACUUCAUCCCGAUUACAUACAUACCGCGUUACUAUAUCGAUCGACAGCAACUACCCGACGAGGAUGCACUGGCGGGAUCGUCGGCAUUUGCAUAUCAGCUUCUUGCGAUUCUCAAUGCCGCUUCGUGCGUUGGCCGAUACGUGGCGGGCGACAUGGCGGAUCGAUUUGGCAGAUAUAAUACCAUGAUUGUCUCGUUGUUCUUCUGCACAGUAUCGGUUCUAGGGUUCUGGUUACCAGAUAUUCUCGCACCAAACCUGGAUUCCUACGCACUCUUGGUAGUCUUUAUACUACUAUUCGGUUUCUGCAGCGGUUCAAAUGUUAGCUUGACACCAAUAUGCCUAGGUCAGCUCUGCGAAACCCAGGAAUAUGGACGUUAUUACGCAAGCUGCUUCACGGUGGUAUCUUUCGGGGUACUGGCAAGUAUCCCAAUCGCUGGGGGUCUUCUCGAUGCGGUGGAAGCUACAGGAAAGGAGAAGUAUUGGGGAGUGGCUCUUUUUGCUGGGCUCAGCUAUGUGGGUGCGUUUUUAGCUUUCCUAUGGGUCAGGAUCAAAGUGAAAGGGACGGACUGGAGGGUAAGGUGGUAG
Molecule: messenger RNA, 1413 nt
Organism: Penicillium robsamsonii
Lineage: Eukaryota; Fungi; Ascomycota; Eurotiomycetes; Eurotiales; Aspergillaceae
Exons: 2
Coding region: 1-1413 (470 amino acids)
Biological process (GO): transmembrane transport
Cellular component (GO): fungal-type vacuole membrane
Molecular function (GO): transmembrane transporter activity
Source: RefSeq, a predicted model, not a curated record